Molecule: messenger RNA, 1196 nt
Organism: Amborella trichopoda
Lineage: Eukaryota; Viridiplantae; Streptophyta; Magnoliopsida; Amborellales; Amborellaceae
Source: RefSeq, a predicted model, not a curated record
AUAAAAAUAUAAUUUAAGAGGAACCGUUUGUAGUCAAAUGUUUUAUUUGUUUUCAUGUUAUUGGAUAUUCUUAAGAAAUUAAGCUAAAGCUGCGGCAGACUUCUUAUAAGAAUAUCUCGAUUCUUCUCAUCAAUGUUAUAUGGUUCAUGCGUGAUCUGAAAGACCACCUGUAUAUCGAUUAAGUGGAGCCUCUCCAGCUCUAAGAAGUCCUUAACACUGUCAGAUUACAAAUAUGCAAGGUAGGGAGCAAUCGUACAGGCAAUGGGUUAUUGAUGUAGUGAAUGGGAAUGUCAAAUUAAACCGAGAGGAAGAGGCGGAGGAAUGGACACAUCGUUGUAUUUACAAAGGGUCCUUCACUCCCAGGCUUGUUUCGCUGGGUCCACUGCACCACGGCAGCCCUCACCUCCAACCCAUGGAGCACCACAAGCGUCGUGCACUCCUCUACUUCCUUGAUCGCUCGAAACACUCGCCCGACGUCUACCUCAAAAGCCCUGACUUCCUUAACAUGAUGCUGCUUGACGGCUGCUUCUUGCUUGAACUCCACCGCACCACCACAGAUGAGGACACAUCAGGCUACACAGACAAUGACCCGGUGUUCGGCCCCAAUAGGGCGGAUUUCUUUGCGGACAACAAGACUCACGACCUGGUGCUGUUGGAAAACCAAAUCCCGUUGCUGGUCUUGCAGACUUUGUUGGACCCCUUGGGGGGACGCUCCGAUGCCGCCGAGGCCCAUAAGGUGGCGUAUGAGCGCCUUUGGAAAACCCGGAGCCGUAAUCACAAGAAGGUACCAUCAGCCACAGCACUACAUGAUGCCGGGGUGAAGUUCCAAGUGAGCCCGAACGAUGCCAACAUAGACAUCAUUUUCGACGACGGGGUGCUGAAGCUACCCUAUCUAGUCAUUACCCCAGCUGAGAAAACCUUUCUAUUGAAUGUGAUGGCUUUCGAGCAGUUGCAUGUGGACAUGGAUAAUCCUAUCAGCUCAUUUAUUAAAUUGCUGGAUGAUCUGAUAGACACAGCCAAAGAUGUCCAAUUGCUAGUAGAUAGGCAUCGGAACUUGUGGAGGGCUCGCUUCGUCAACACCCACCUUCGCGACCCAUGGACGGUUAUAGCAUUGCUGGUAGCGGGGCUCCAGUUGUGUCUAACUUUGAUUCAAACUGUGUAUUCGGUGUUGAGUUAUAUUAAGUAAUUUAUGUUGU